AGCCACCUCCGUCGUUCGCCCGCUCUCGCCUUUCCAGUCAAAGUUCUACUCGCCGCAUAUAUAAAGACCUCGCUUGUAUCGCUAUCUAUAUCUCAAGCUUAUGUCCACCGCAACAGAGUCCUACGCCUCUCGUUUCCUCCCCAGCCCCAAGACCGUAGCCAUCUCCAAGGAAGGCGUAGAUCGCGGCCCCAUCCGCCUCGUCCAAGCCGGCCUCCCCGACCAGCUCACCGAGCUCGGCUGGAAGGUCCAGUUCGAUGAACCCCCGCCUCGUCUCUCGUGUUGCGAGGCCGUCGCGAACGUUGUCGGUGAUCACGCGAAGCACGGUCAGCUGCCCCUCACCCUCGGCGGCGAUCACUCUUUGGCCAUGGGCACUAUUUCGGGAACGCUGAGUCAUUAUCCCGACGCUUGUGUCAUUUGGGUCGAUGCCCACGCCGACAUCAACACACCGGAAACGACCGACUCAGGCAACAUCCACGGCAUGCCCGUCUCCUUCCUGCUCGGGCUCGGCCCCAAGGUCCCCGAGUUCAGCUGGGUGCGCCCGCUCCUCCAGGCGCACCGCCUCGUCUACAUCGGCCUGCGCGACGUCGACGCGGGCGAGAAGCGCAUCCUCAAGGAGAACGGCAUCAAGGCGUUCUCCAUGCACGAGGUCGACAAGUGGGGCAUCGGCAGGGUCGUCGAGAUGGCGCUCGACCAUGUGAACCCCAAGAGGGACCUGCCCGUGCAUCUGAGCUUUGAUGUGGACGCGCUGGACCCGACGGUCGCGCCGAGCACGGGGACGCCGGUUCGUGGCGGGCUGACGUUCAGGGAGGGACACUACAUCUGCGAGGCGGUCUACGAGACGGGAUGUCUCGUCGCGCUCGAUAUCAUGGAGGUGAACCCAGACCUUGGUACCAAUGAAGAGGCGGUGAAGCAGACCAUCGCUGUCGGGUGCUCGCUGGCCCGGUCUGCGCUUGGGGAGACUCUGUUGUAGGUGCGAAUGUACGUCUGAACGUCAAUGUAGCAUAGGCAACCAGCUGUAGCCAACAAAUUCCCGACGCGUUUUGAGCCUUUUGCGGGUUCUUUGCUGCGCCUUGCGUUCCGGCUGGCACGAACAUGAAUGUGUAUGCGACCCUACAAGAACAAGGGGAAUGACUAGUCGAACAUAGAAGCAGCAAUGCCCGUGGAAGUAUCACCGAGGUGCGUAGUGUUGUACAGUAUUGCUGCAGCAGUGUUGGAGCACGCCCGUCGGCGUAGCGCGAAGUGAAAGCAUUGCUAUCUCAAGGGUAGCAUCUAAGACUGCGGU
This is a messenger RNA of Fomitopsis serialis, 1282 nucleotides long. Its product is annotated as Ureohydrolase. The transcript is spliced from 10 exons. The coding region runs from base 101 to 970 and encodes 289 amino acids. The record is from RefSeq and is a predicted model, not a curated record. Gene Ontology annotation, molecular function: manganese ion binding; arginase activity. Gene Ontology annotation, cellular component: cytosol; nucleus; cytoplasm. Lineage: Eukaryota; Fungi; Basidiomycota; Agaricomycetes; Polyporales; Fomitopsidaceae.